Molecule: messenger RNA, 664 nt
Organism: Nymphalis io (European peacock)
Lineage: Eukaryota; Metazoa; Arthropoda; Insecta; Lepidoptera; Nymphalidae
Product: endocuticle structural protein SgAbd-6-like
Exons: 3
Coding region: 245-568 (107 amino acids)
Source: RefSeq, a predicted model, not a curated record
UAAGGUGUGACGUAACUCGCCGGCUAAUCCUCUGCCUAUUCGUGUGUCAACCUCAAGUUAAUGGUCAACUAGAAUUGACUCAGUUUCAGUGCAAGCCGAGCUCGCCACACGUUCUGUAUGCGGCCAGCCAACGCGCACAUCGGGGACUCUUUAUAUAUAAGGAGAUCUUACGAAAUCGUUGGCACAUUCGGACUAUAGCCUGUCCCGGAAAUCACCUGCAACUUCUCUCACUGGACAUUUCAAGAUGCUGUUAAUUCUGGUUGUGAUGCUAAUUGCAACGGCUUGUACAUCUGUCGCUAGUCCAGUCGUCGAAAACCAAUCCAGACCACAAGUACUAAGCUAUGAAAUGGAUACAGCAAAUAUGCCAAAUUCUUAUAAUUUCCACUAUAACACCAGUGAUGGGUCUUCUAGAACGGAAGAAGGAAACAUGAUAAGUACAGGAACAGACGCUCCCGCUCUGGACGUGCUUGGCGCAGUCCGUUGGUUCGAUGAAAAAGGAAACCAAUACGAAAUGACUUAUAAAGCGGGAAGAAGAGGCUAUAGAACAAUCAUUAAGAAAAUAUCGUAGAUUAACAAAAAAAAAAACAUUGAAUGAGACUGGAAAUGAUAUCAUAAUUUAUUUGGUUGUCCUUUAUUUAUUUAUUAAACUAAAUUAUUAAGUUGU